GUUGCAAGCCGGGCGGGCGGUCAGGUCGCGCUGGAGACUUCGCAGGAAGCGGGGAGGCGUCCGCGCCUCCCUCGAAGGCAGCCCGGGGCGCGCCGGCGUCGCUGAUGGAUCGCCGGGACUCUCCUGUCUGCUGCACGGGCUAAGGCGGGAAUUCCCUGCAGCAGCCCGGACGGGCGGGCGGGCGGAGUGUGCAAGGCAUGCCCGCCUUGAAGCGCCUGCUGAGAGCCAGGCUGGCCAGGCGCUGCUCCGCCGCCUUCUGCCUCUUCUGGGCGGCGUGCGGGGCGGCAGGGGGCGUCUUCUUCUUCUUAGCGCACGGCGGCGUCCUCCUCUCCGGGCGCUGCACCGACGAGCAGAGCCACAGGAUCCUGGCCAGGCUGGUAGGUGGCCGCGGGCGGCUGCGGAGGGGAGAAGGGAAGGGCGGCCCGAGGGCGAAGUCCAGGGGAGCCCCCUUCAGACCGAGCAGGAGAGACCCGUAGUCGGGGCCAGGCUGUUUUGCGCCCUAGGCGAGUCCAACUACUUGCACAGAUAAAGCACACCCGCGCGGGGGGGUGGGGGAGCUAACUACAAUUGCCCAAUUGUGCAGGACUUACCUGCUCCCCUCCCCAACAUUUUAUUCAAGUUGGCACCCUUGGAUAGAACAGAAACCAAACUGUAUAAAACUGUGCCCUGGGCGCUGCCUCGUUGGCCUCAUGACAGCACCCGCCCUACCGGCAGUAAUGCCUUACUAUCUGAUCCGAGGCCGGGAAGCCGGCAGACUGGAAGGCAAGGAAUCCCACCAUAGGCACAGUGCCAGAGGCAGUUCUCCGUUUGCCCCAUCCUUCUCCCUGCUGAAUUCUACUGGGACUCAGGAGGGAGAGGAAACUGACAGGCAGGACCACUCCCUGGACUGGUUGCUAACUAAGAAGGCAGGCAGGUGAGGGCAGACCUGGGUGGCAGGGGCAGGGCCUCCUUGGCCCAAAUUGACCAAUCUACAUUGACUCCACUGCCAAAAACGACAUAAGGCUCAGCCACACUUCUUUUUUGUUCUGAGAUUUGGAACAAACGUCAACCAGCACAGAACCAGUUUGUUCCAAUUCAACGCUGAAUGGCAGGUUUUCCGAGAGAAAGCGGCAGGACGUGAAAUGGCCCUCUCGGACCUGUGCCUCAAAGUCAUGGGGCAAGCAGAGGAAAUCUCAGACAAAAUAGGGGUGGCUGAGCCUGUAGAUGCACCAGUGUGAACAGAUCCCACCUCUGGGUGAAUCCUAUUUCAGAGCCAGGCGAGUAGUAGACAUCAUGGGAAGGAGGUUGAGUCCUGGUGGGCAGCAGCAGCAAAAGGCCAGGUUGGAUCAAAGAUGUCAGAAUUAAACAUUCCCCCAUGACAUUUUCUGGACGUCUUGACUCAUGUGCCUUAUAGAUUGCUCUGCGGCAUUUAUUUCCUGUCUUCCAAGGUGGCUUGUGUGGUUCUCUGCUCUCUUUUUUAUCUUUGCAUUAACCCAGCAAGGCAGAUUAGACAUUCUCAUGCUUAAACAUCCUAGUUUAAUAGAAAUAUGAACCUGCCUGCCUCUCAGGGAAGGGGUGAAGCUCAGUGGCAGAGCAACUGCUUUGUAUCCAGAAGGUCCAAGGUUCAGUCUCCAGGUGAGACUAAGAAUGAACCCUGAAACCAUAGAGAGCAGUUCCAAGUAGACAAUACGGAACUAAGUGGAGCAAUGAUUCAAUCUGGUAUAAGGCAGCUUCAUAUGUUUAUAGUCCAACAUUCUAUCCACUACAUCAUGCCACUUCUCUAUUGCUCAGGGAAAAGAUGGAGCUCAAGGCCAAUUGAACUUAGUAGGACUUCACUUCUGAAUAAGUGACCAUGGGAUAAGCUGUAGGCAUUGAUUUAACAGAAGAGUAAGAGUGAAACAGGAAUGUGGAUGGAUAAAAGACCUUGAGGGGGAUUAAUAACUUUAAAAAAAAAAGUGGGUGGAAAGCUUAGUAUUUUUGCAAGAAUUUUGAGCACUGUGGAUACUUACUGUGGAUACAAGUGCUUAAUUUGUAAAAUGAGAGGUGCCUGGAGUUUUUCAUGAUUUUUGCUUGAGAAUACCUUGGUUCCAGAUGUUAGGAGCUGAUUGUUACAACUCAGUGGUGGGGAAGGAGGACAUCUCCACACGCUGUCAGAAAAACAGAACUCCUGGAUUAUAUGCAAUUGGCAGGCAUGACAUGAAUGUGAAACAAAAACAAAAAUCCUAUAAACACACCUAUACAUCUAAAUAAACUUUAUUUAUUUUGUUAAAUGUUGUAAUGCUAACAGUGCAAUCCCAUACAUUUCUACUAAGAAGUAAGCCAAACUUAGUUCAAUGUGACUUUCUCUGAAGUAGGUGUGCUUCAAACUGCAAAUUGAUAUUCAGAAGUGCUUUUUAUAAACCUAUCCAUUGUGUGUCAAGUACCAAGAAUUGAACGUACUGUAUAAAUGCAAUCCGGAAGUGGUGAGACACGAAAUGAUACAAGGGCAAACAUUACUAGAGCGUUAUCUAAAAUCUGUUCCUUUAUCAAGGUGGUCUGCAUUAAAGGUGUCUCUCACGAUUAAAAUGGCACACUCAGUUUUCAAAGGAGCUAUGAAUUUUGGUAGAGACUGAGACACAUGAACUUUCUGUGCAGCCAACCAUUUGGUACAUCAACUAUGUACCAAAUGUUGGAGAAAAGGGGGGGGUAAUCCCCACCUUUCCAAUAAAGCUAAUGCAACAAAAUCCUUGCUUAUGGAUGUGCAUGAGACAGCCGAGUUCAGGAGUGCUUUCUGCCAAUGGUAUCUGAGCCUCCAAUUGUACUUGUUCUUGGAAAAAUCAGACCUAACCUCAGACAUUCAUACCUUACAGUUCAGUUGCAUUAUUCCAUUUGUAGUAAGUCCAGUUGCACUCAAGAGGACUUGCUUCUAGAUAUGUAUAGGAUUGCUUUGUUAGUCAUCCCCCCCCCUUCAGAUAGAUUGCUGCAAUUCACUCUACAUGGGGCUGCCCUUGAAGGAAGCCUGGAAUUUGGUUCUGGAUGCUGCAAACUGUCUGAGGAUGGCAAGAUGGGUUGUGUUAGGCCAUGUUAGGCAAGAGGAACUAUAAUGAAGCGAUUAAUAGGAUGGUGUUAAUUGCAUCGACACAAUCAACAUAAUGUGUAGCUUGGCCCAGAGUUAAGCACUUAUAAAUCCCAUUCAAAUAAAUGGGAUAUAAAAAUACUUUGGGUUAUAUCCAGUGUUAGCCCUGUUUAGAUCAGACCCCUUGAGAUUAAUGGACACGAGUAACUUAAGUUCAUUAAUUUUAGUGAGCUGCAUUCAAUUGAAGUUUUGUGCUCCCAUAAGCCAGCACAAGUCCCACUAGGGCAGCAGGACUCCUCCUUCCCUAUGCAGCCUUUACCCAUGUUACCCUCCCCAAAAUCUCUUUGGGAGAGUCGGGACAACCUCCAGAACAGGACACAGAGCAGGAAAGGGAGAUUGCUCCAUCUGGCAUACAGAAAUGCAUGUGCCAAUGAAACAGUUGCCUUAGUUUCCCAAACUUGAUUCUCCAGCUUUUUUUGGACUACAACUCCCAUCAUCCUUAGCUAGCAGGACCAGUGGGUUUUUUUUGGAAUUGUAGACCAAAAACAGCUGGAGACCCAAGUUUGGGAAACCCUCCCAUAGUGUGAUGUUUAAUUCCACCCAGUGGGUCUGCUUAGUUGGAUACAAUCCUUUGGUUUGGCUGUGUUACGUUUUCAUAAUUUUGUAGUGUCAGUAGCAUAGUAUUCUUGGCGGCAAUUGUUCCACAUUCACUGCUUAAUUUUAAAAAAUCGGGGAAAACAUGUACGUCAGUAAGAUGCUGUCACCAUGUUAUGCCACAAGGUGCCAUGCCAUUCCCCUACCUCCACUGUGCCAUACCAUAGUUAAUAGAUUAUAUAGCCAGUUCUAGCUUGGUGGUCUGUAGAUGAUAAAGGAUCAUGCUUUUGAGUAAAGACUAAUGGGAGCCAAUGAAUCCUUGAUGUCAUGAAUUGGAGAUUUGUGAAAGUAUUGGCAUGAAAAGCACUAGGAGACAAGCAGCCCAUGCUGAUGGAGUUUUGCCUGUGCUUUGGGGGGGGGGGGCGUGAGGGAAACAAGCCAGGCUGCUGAUUAAGGGAAUCGUCUGCUGCUUGCAAAGCAUUUGCCACUGUGACUGCAUCUUACACCUUUGAGGCAGCAGUUACUGUCAAUUAAAGAAGACAGAGCAUUCAGCUGCCAGGUCUAGCUGAUAAAACGCAGUAAAAGCAGACGGGGGGAAAAGGCAAUUUGUAUUUUCUAGUGAGUUUUCAAGGCAACUGUGUAGGUGGGCGUGAGGCUGCUCAGCUCAAACAUCUGCAGUCCAUAUCCAUUAACUUCCCCUGAUAAAAUAAGAGGAUUUAUUAUUUUAAGAUAGCUGGAGGAAGGUUUGCUCUGUUUUGUCUGUGCGACAACACAUAUCUAGAAAGUAGGAAAGUUACUCCAACGUUUUCCUUGCUUUCAGCUGCAUAGUGCAUUCUUCCUAAUCAUAUAAUAUAAUAAACAGCACAAGGGGCAAAAUAAUUUCUUGCUGGAAAUCUGCUGCAGCCUUUAAAAUGCCCUCUCUGCCCAGUCUACACCCAGAUUAAACCAGAGCACCUGUGUGUCGAGGUGAAAUGUUGUGUUUGAGCUGUGACUUACAAACAUUUUCGGACCAUAAUAUUGUGUAAGGGAUUGUCUCUCAGCUUUACAAGAUGAGCAUAGAGGGUUAAAUAACAGGCCAAAUUCCUUUAUUUGCAAAGGGCUUUUGUCAAAUGGGAAAGGAAGCCUAAUGGAAAUUAAAUAAUCUAUUACGGUAGCAAGCUAUUGAUGACUAUAAAUUUUCCUGUGUUGUGUAUAAUAAACGAAGACAAAUUAUGUGCUUCUGCAGCCUUGCCAACUUCUUGGAAAGAGCAAGAGGAUAAAUUCUUUCUAUCCCUUCUCCGUGGCAGGCAGCUGCAGUGCUGGAUACCUCUGAGAUACAGAAUAUUUUCCAUUUCCUCCGGAGCUCUGCUAGAGCUCCAAAACAAUUUGGAGGUAUCUGACAUAGCUUUGGGAAUCACAUCUGCAUUAUUCCCUUUGGCCUGUGUCCUAACCUGGAUUCCAGAAGCAGAAAAGUUAUUUGUAGCCUCAUCCACAAACCAGAUAAGCCAGAGUGCUGCACUAGGAUUUAAGCUAGUUCAGUUCUAUUAACUCCAAAUAAACUAAUUUGGUGGGGUUGGGGGGUGCCUGUAGCACUCUAGUUGUCGUUGGAGUAAAUUCCCUCUAAUCCCUGAUCAUUUGCUGUGCUGGCUGGAGCUGAUGGAGUCCAACCACAUCUGAAAGGCCACAGCGUCCCUAUCCCUGAACUAAUUUGUCUUACAUUCUAACAGACCAGUUUAACUGGUUCCCAAUUAAUCCACAGGAAACUAACCUUGUGUGUUUACAGUCUAGUCCUCAGAGUGGUUGCAUGAUUUCUUUAAGAGAGCUUUGUUGUUUACUCCUGACUCUUUGCGAUCGCUGGGAAGCUUUUGGAUCGGUUGUUUAUUGAGCAUUUAUGCUGAUAUGUCCACAUUAAACUUAUGUGGCGGUUAUAUGACUGACACUAGAUGUUUACUGAGAUUCAUCCUGAUAUGUUUGCACGGAGGCCACACAGCUAGUGAGAGUUAUCCCACCCUUUGCAGUGCAGUUUCCCAUCACUUUUAUUAUAGGUUUUGCAGUUAGAAAAGUGACUAGAUGAUUACACUAGAAAGGGAGAGAAAAUUUGUGCGAAUAAGCAAGCUCCCUGGAAGCUCCCUCUUUCACAAGUAGGGGUGGGGAACCUGUGGCCCUCCAGAUGUUGGACUCUAACUCCCAUCAGCCGCAGCCAGCAUGGCCAAUGGUUAGGGAUGAUGGGAGUUGUAGUCCAGCAACACCACAGGGGGAGAUGCCAAGGGAGCACCAGCUCUUACAAAUAUAUAAAAGGGAAAUGGAUUGCUUUAGCGAUUGGCUAUAAAACGGAUAUUCUCGAAUUUACUUCCAUCUGUCAUGUCGUACUGCUUGCAUUAGUGAAUGGCUUCAGGCAAAAUCAGUGCUACUAUUUAAAUGCAGUUUUUUGAGUCUCUGCACACAGAAGUCUUUGCAGGCAUAAGUAACGUAGCUUUUACAAUGGUGUGUGCUGCGGUACUCACAUCCAUUUAGUUGAGCUACAGGCUUUCAUGACCUUAGGAGAACUUGGCUCUGGAGAUGAGCAAAGUAUGCAAAUUUCUCUCUCAAAAAGGCUGGGAAGCAUAGUGAUUUGAUAUGGCCUAGCUAUGAUGGAUGGAUAUAACAUUUCAAAUGAUUGUUGGUGGUGGGGAUGGGGGAGAGGUGGAGAUGAAGAAUGAAAAUAAUACCUGAGCUCACAGGUGUUUGAUAAAACCAGCAUGCCAGGCAUUCAAGACAAGCUGCUUUGGGUUGUAUCCCAUGAGGACUUUGUGCUGUUUGAAUGCACUUCCAAAGUUGGACACUCAUUUUGUUGCCAAUUCAGCCCUGAUAGCUGAAGAACCCUCCACAAAACAGCAUGGGAUGCAGGGCUACAGUGGGAGGUGUGGUGGAAUUGGUGGACAUCAGGGCUUUGUGGAAGUGCUUUGUAUUAGUGCAAAGCGACAUUGUGUUCAGCCUUCCUCCCCCUUUUAGAAUUGUAGGAAGGGACCCCACGGGUCAUCUAAUCCACAUUCUUGCUCUUUGGAACUUGCUAUGAUGGUGGUUUUAUUGCCCACCCUUCAGCCUAAUGCCCAAGGUGGGUUACAAUGAUUUAAAACUCAGUUUCAAAACACAAUUAAAACACACACAUACGCAAUCUCAAAAAAAGAAAAAAAAGAAAAAAGGCUGGGUCCUGAAAGUAUGCAUAUCACAGGUAUUGAAGGUCAGGAUUAAGAGGUGCUACAAACCGACUACAGAGCAUUAUGAUCGCCAAUUAAAAGUAUAUUCAGGCAACCCAAGCAAGGAAAAGCAAUAUCAGUUAAUUUACAAAAGUUGGUACUCAAGUAACCAAUCACAUUGUAGCCAUUUACUUGCUAUUUUGCGACGAUGGUAGCAAGGCUGAUCCCAAAUUUAGAAAACUUGGGGCAUUGCCGCCAGUGGUGGUGGUGUUCUCUUCAAGAUAUAGCUGACUGAUCUGGUUAUCAGGAAGAAUAUUUCACCCAGGGGAGAAACUUGGCAGAGCAUGUGACAAGUUCUACUCUACUAUUUGUGGCUCCCAGAAGGACUCAGGAAAUGGUAUAAAGCAGUGUUUCUCACUGUAGCUCCCUUCCGACUUCAUUUCCUUCCUGUGGCCCACCCCUUGCCCUACUGGUAGAAAGGUAGCUACUUAAAUAUUUUGUUUGUAAAUAGAACAUUUUCUUUAUAUUUUUUAUAAUUUAUACAAAAUACAAUUACAUUUUAAAAAUAUACUUUUAAGUAUUUCUUGACCAAUGGGACCCUUGUGCUUGUUGACCAGAAACAAGCUUUUUUAUAUCCGGUUCUAUUGUGUGAGGGAUAACUGAAGAUCACCUCUGUCCAUUUUGUUAAGGCGGUUCCGCAUGAGGCUUAGUAACUCUUGCAUGCAGCUAUGUACCUCCUUUCGCAGUAGUGCUUGCAUGAAGAAACAGCACACCCUCAUAACUAACACUGUUGCAGUCACACAAGAUGCGGGAAGCUUAGUGUGUGCAAUGGUAGGGUGUGGAAGUGGGAGAGAGAAGGAAGCAGAUGCGACGUUGCCACAGAGGGCGCAUGGCACUGCAGCCACUGAGAAGCAUGUUCGUUGCUCUGUGCACUCUACUUCUCUGUUUUCUUUUCUCAGUCACUUUUCUGUUUUCUUCACUUCUAACUUUCCUCUGUGGCCUCCUAGUCUCAUGCCAUGCCACCCCCCCCCAUUUAUGCGAUUUUCACCUGUGGCUCCCUUGGAAUAUCAGGGGCAGGCGGGCAGGGGACCAUAUGGCCCCCAGUUAGGAAACACCGGUUUAAAGUUAACUGAUAGCAGUUCCUCCAUAGCACUCUUGGAACUAUUUAUUGGCUCUCUCAUAGGAGCAUGCAGGGUUUGCUUCCAAACUUGUAUCUGGGAGGCUUUUGUGUGAAGGUAGCAUUUCUAUGUGCUCUGUGUGGAAGGGGGUGGCGAGGCAUAAAAGCUGGCAGACCAUCACUAUUGUUGGAGAUGAGCCGAGGCAACUUGGCAUCUGAUAAAUAUAAAAACAUGGGGCAGUAUUCAGCUCCUGUAUCCCUUCAGCACAAGGAUUUCCGCUUGCACAAUGGGAUUCCGCCUCCCUUCCCCUGCAAGUACCCUGCACCCUCUGCUCCAGAGCGUUGGGGGAACCCCUAGAAUGGAUUUAGGGGUUGCACGGGAGGAGAGCAUUCCAUUGCACAAGCAGAAAUCCUUGCACCGGCAGAAUGUUUCGUGAACCCUGUGCUGGAUUCUACCUUAUAUUCUGUACGUAAUCUGUGCCAUUUGGAACUGCUCCAGAUUUUGCUCUCUCCAUCCCUCGCAUGCAGAGUCCAUAGCCAAUAGAAUGUAAGCUGGUAGAGACCUGGGAAUGGGAUGAACUGGCUGGAGAAAUAUGAGAGAGCCUCGCGGGGCUUGCAUUUUCUGGGGUCCAACAUUUCUCUCAUGUGAAAAUCUAUUAUGGGAAAUUCCUGGCCUGAAGAAUGGGGUGUGUGGAGGGGAAAUUAACACAGAAGUUGGUAUCAAGCCACUAACUGGCUGUCUGAUUUUCUUCAUCUUCCACCCUAGCCCACGUCGGUCAUCUUGUCCUCCAGAGAGUUGCCUGGAAUAGACUUUGCAGCUGCACUUCUGGAAGGUCUGAAUGGACACAGUUAUGCAGAUUGCUUACACUCCUAGAAACAGAGGGAUGGAAACAAUUAUGGCUGGAGGAAGGGACUGGCAGGGGAAAUCCUGUUUAUUUAUUUAUUUUGGUGCAUUUGAGAUGACCACAUAACUAUAGUGUCCUGAUUUCUUUUUUGUCUCUUUGGUUAUGAACUGCAGAAUUUGCAAACCACACAAAUAUGUCCCAUCAUACCUUUUGUCAGUGGACACCAAGUGACUUACCAGCAGGUCUUGAUUAAGAGACUGCCCAGCUUUGUUGUACAACAAGCAUGUGGUUUUUGUUUCAUUUUACAAGACCCUGCAUAUUUUCAGCUUGGCAGAUAACAAUUUUAGGAUGAACAGAGGCAGAUUGUAGCCCUGAAUUUUGUGUGGUCACAACUCCCCAUGCAUUUCAGUUGGUCCCACAAAAUGUUUUCAUAGCAAGUUUCUCCACCGCCGUAAGAAAACUCGUAUCAUAAUGCCUUACAGCUGUUUAUCUUUAUCACUGCUUUUAAUCAUUGUGUAAAAUUUUAGGCUUUCCGGCAGCCAGUUUUAUGUGUGGCAAAAAAAAGUGGAUGUGUCUGUGUUUUGAAGCAACAGGCUUCAUAUUGCUCUCUAUGAUUAUCUGAACCCUCAACCACCAUGUGGGUGUACAGCAAAGGCGACAGGCCCAAACCAACGAGGCACAUUUUUAUGUGUCUUUACACAUGUGGCAGAGGGAAGAAAAAAAAUGUUUCCAAAAGUACAGACCAAACUCACCCUUGGCAUAGCAUCCAAAGGAACCUGAACUUAGGGUGUCUCCUGACAGUAUUUUGUGGGAGGGAUUCAAGUGCAUACUAGAACUUUAGAAAUGGACUUUCUGCAUGUAGGAAAGUGACAGGGAAAUGCAUUGGAAAAAAAUGGGUUGAAUGAAUGGCUAAUGGGCAGAUGUCAGCCCAUAGAAUAAUCGGAAUGAAUGCUCAAUGAAAUUUGGAUAUAAAUUAACCAAUACACAGACUUUGUGUAAGCAAAUCGGGAUGAAAGCUCAAUAAAUAGGCCAUCUAGAGGGAACCCUUAGAGCAAAAGUACAGAACUUAAACAACAUGAGAUACAAUUUACUGACCUUUGUGGGCUGUCUGUUUAUGAGCUUGCUACCCUCGAAACAACAGCUAGCAAGAGUUUCCUGGGAGUUUAUGACCUGUCAGGUCUGCAGGAAAGAUGGAACAGCAAAGAUGGGCAAACAUCUCCCUCAAACUUUCCUGACACCUUUGCUGUGUGUUACUUUUGUCUGUGUCAUGGAGAACUUGAGUAUGUAAAGCUCCUGCAGGGAUUUGUCCUCUUCCCCUACUCUUGAUGUGACUGGAAAUGGUGGCUUUCUGCUGUCAAUUGAUUCUUUCUUUCCACAUUUCUCCAGUGCCUUGACUAUAGAAAAGGAGCCUUGACAGGAGACCUUUGCGAAGACUUGUGUGUGGCACAGAAGUUGAUAUACAAGCGCUGCCUUUAUUACGACAGAGGUAAGAAGGUCAUCCAAGCUGACUGGAGAGGUCGCCCAGUGAUCCUGAAAUCCAAAAAUGAAAUCUUCUCUAGCUACCACCACCUUGGCUUUCUGGAGGAAAUGGAACCACAGGGUAUUCCAGAGGCAGAGCUCCUCCUGAUGGUCGCUUUGGAGAUCAAGAAUGUUCUGGGUCUAGAACUUCCUAAUAACACUGUGGUGCCUUUGUGGACGAAGGGGAGGGGCCCACACUGGAAAGCGCAGCUGGCUAGCAUGUGGUCCCUACUCCAACAAGAAGAAUAUAUUUACUUCAGUGUGCUGCAAGACUUCAGUAAACAUGUCCUAAGGGUCAUUGGUUCCUGUGGCCACUUCUAUGCUGUGGAGUACCUGACCGCUGGGCAUACCUGGCAGAAAACUCUCUUUUCUGUGGAAGAUGCGGUUGGCGUUUCCUUUUCUGGAAUUCAAAGCAAGGCUAAGGCCAUCACCGAAAUUGCCAUCAGCUUCCUGGAUAUGGUAAAACAUUUUGACAAUGACUUUUCUCACCGGCUUCAUCUCUGUGACAUCAAGCCGGAAAACUUCGCCAUCCGAAGUGAUCUGACGGUAAGUGAGGACCUCAAUGUCAUAACUGUGGUUUGGGCACAUGUAGCAUGCAACUCAUAACCAAAGGAGGUCUUCUUCUCCAUUGAUAUCCCAUAUGCAUAGCCCUGUGUCGCACAAGUGUUCCCAAAUGUUGACUGGCCUUGGAAAUUUGUCUGCUCGGAAACAUUCAUACCAUUCAUUUAAAGCAUAUGGGUCCCCCCCCCAAAAAAAAAAUUAUAGGAAUUGUAGUUUAAGGGUGCUGGGAAUUGCAGCUCUGGGAGGAAUAAACUACAGUUCCCAGGAUUCUUGAAGGGAAACCAUGUACUUUAAAUGAAUGGUGUGGAUGUGAGCCAAUGACUGACUUGAUGAAUCUAUCACCUAUCUUGUUGUCGGAAAUCACUUGCCUUCUGCAAGUGGGUCCUGCACUUGAAAAACUGCCUCUUUUGCAACAAUAUGUUCUGAACAACACAACAAGAUGUUUUUUGACCAUAUGAGCUAUGUACCAAAAAUCAAAUAACAUAUAGAACAAGUGGGACUUGCAACAAAACGUUGCAGUGUGAAGUACUCCUGUUCUAGCCUUUCUCGGGAUAUUCUCUUCCCCCACUCUAUUUUUCCCAACAGAGACUUAGUGUCCUAUGGUCACUGAGCACACUUGAUUUGUUUCCCUCCCUGUUCUUUAGUGUUUUCCCCCCUGAAGAUUUGUGUGUGUAUGUGUACUUCUGCUAAUUUCCAGGUUCCCAAGCAGAUAUCUCCAUCUAGCUGGUGCUGUUUUAGCUACAAAAUGGCUAGAAUUUCCAUAUCUUGGAGAGUCAAGUACUUGCCUUGAGCAUCUUCUAGAAGUCUGCUGGCUUAUAGAUGACAUACAACAUAGAGGUCGGGGACAGAGGAUGCUUUGAGAAAUUUUGUUAUUGAUUUGAUCCAUUGUGAGCCUUUGGUGAAUAGAAAUCCAAUUCAAUAGUGGGCCUCAGCUGAUAUUUUCUGUGAAGAUGGAGCCUUCUGUAGAAGGCUCUUCAAAUCAUACUCUCAGUUUAACUUGGAGCAAAUUAAUUUCCUCCUGUAGAGUGAAAGUAGAAUAUGUUCAUUAACACAGCUGCCAGCAGAGCCAGUAUUUAUUAAGUAUGCACACAGAACUUUGCACUAGAAUGUGCUGUGCAAAGGUUAAGCGUGUAGUGAUUUAAAGGCAUAGGUAUGUUUUUACUCUCCAAUUUAUUUUUGUGUUUGUUCAGGUGCGUAAUUAGAAGCUAGGGAAUGGGUGGGAAGCAGCAAAAAAGUGUGAAUUAUUAAGUGAAAGAGAUUUUGUUUUUUAAAAAGCUCUGCUUACCAUAUGUUAAAUCAGAUUCAGCACUGUCACUAUAUAGCACCACUUCAUUCGUUUGAGGAUGUCUUCUACUUGAUCAGAUUACAACAGCAUCCUUCACCCAUAGGGAACUGCUAGCUAUUCACCAACGCCAUGCCUACAUGGUGCUGACAGUCCUGCCCCCUGCCUGCCCACCCUGUCAUGUACCUCUUCAAGUCAGAACUGUUAAUUCGCUGGCUGCCAGAUAGUGGUGGUAGCCAAUGACUGCCUCCUGCUCCAUGCUGUGCUAGUUGCAUUGCUGGUUUAGUUCUAUUGAUUGGACCCAGACUGUGAUUCAUUGCUUUGUAGGUCCGUGUCUGAGUCUGUCCCUGAGUCAUAGGGCAAAUGUCAGCCUUGGUGCCAUCGCAUCUCAAGCUUAUUCAUAGGGAAAUGAGUGGUGGUCAAGUUAGGCUUGAUAGCGCUGCCAAAAAAGUCCUGAAGAAUAGUGUGGGAAAGCAACCAGUCUCAUGAAAAACGUAUAACUUAUUCCAGCAAGUGCCUCGCCAUUUGCAUUAAUCUAAUAUACAUCAGGAUUUGCAGUUGGAGGGCAAACAUGUAGAGAUCACUCUUGAUUUCUGGAUAUGCCUCUUGGGACUAAUACCAAACUACUGAUGACUUCCUUGUUGCAUCUUUGUUGUGUGUGUCUUUUGUUGACUGCUUUUUGGCACACAAAUUGGCCCCGAGGCGGCCCCAUGCUUGGCUAGUCUGCCAGCAUGAGUCUGCUGUGUGUAAACUAAUGGAAUGGCUGGUAUAUUCUAUUUCUUUUCUUCGGCAGCCUGUAUAAAGCUGAAUUUCAGCCAGGCUACCUCACAUACAGAAAAUAAAAGGCAGGCCACGCACAUUAAGAAGUUCUGGCCCAGUUAUGUGCCUAAUAACAAUCCGCCAAACAAAACCCAGUAGCUGGAUUUUUUUUUAUCAGUGGACCCACUUAAAAAAUUAGGAGCUCGAUGAAGUUAGAGCAAGCUGCAGAAUGCUACAAACUAGAUAUGUUUCUGAUAUUGCCUGCAUGAACUUGCGAAAGGCCCCGGGGUGUGUCAGUCUUCUAAAGCUUUCCAAUAAGUCUUCCAAAAACGCUUCGAGCUGAGGUCUGCUCAGAAAAUGAGAGGGCCAUUUCAAGUUCAGUACUUUCACCCCGUCACUCAGACAACUGUGGGUUUGAAAGCUGCCUUUUCUUCUCUCACUCCCCAUUACUUUAAAUGUUGUUUUUCAAGUGCAAAGAGUGUCCACUGUAGAAAGUGUUGUACUGACAGCUUGGAGACUAGAAUUCACAGUUCACAUUAUCCACAGAAUGAACAUGAAGUUGGCAGGCAAAUAUCAUUAGAAGCACUAUUAUCAACUCCUUUUGCUUUAAGGGUGUAAUCCUAUACUGAAAAUCUGCUGGCUGAGGGGCAACAGGAUUUUGCGGCAAACCUUGCUGUGCUGGCUGAGUGCCAGGUAUGCCCCUGAAACCCUCAGAACAAAGUCAUAACAAACAUCACCACUACCCCUCCAACCAGCUGAACUGAAGGCUUCCCAGCUUCUCAAUCUAUUUGCAGUUUGUGGUGUAUUCUGGACAAAUUUUAAUCUUUUUCUCCCCCUUUAAAACUAAGAAAGUUGUGUGCAGAACAAAAUGUUAAUAUCAAUUUUGUGAAGGAUGGCUAUCCCUGCCCUUGAUACCUGGCAUAGUCUCUCCAAAGCAGAGCCCUUAUUCCUUCUAUUGUUUGCAAGCACACACUCACACACACAUUGUCAAAAGACUUGGGUUGAUGAGGCUCACAGUUCAGCAGUAGCCCCACCUCAGCAAGUUGCAGUUGUCUACAUUUCUAAAGCAUUAAAACAGGUGAGGAACCCUCGGCCCUCUAGACGUUGUUAGUCUACAGCUCCCAUCAUCCCUGACCAUUGGCCAAGCUGGCUGGGGCUGAUGGGAGUUCCAAGUCCAAGCGCAUCUGGAGGACCAGAGUUCUCCUAUAUCCCUGCUUUACAAUUAUCCCAGUUCAGAAGAGCAGCAUUGAUGUGGGUAUGUGCUUUCUAAGGGAUGUUAAAUUCAGGUUCCCACUCAGCCAGGAAGCUCUCACUGCAUAUUUCUGGGCCACUCACAGUUUCUCAUUCCUAAUCUCCCUCACAAGGUUGGUAAUAAAAAAUGGGGUCAGAGGGUAUUCUGCUUUGAGCUCCUUGGAGGAAAGGUGGACUAUACAUAAAAUCUCUGCACAAACCUUUGCUGAUCUAGAGGGUGGAAAUAGCUUACUUAUUUGGAUUUUAAAUGGUUUUCUUGUUGUUGCCCCACAGCGAUGGAGAGUAUCCGGACGUGGGGAAUCCUCAGCAGUUGAUGCUACUGACAAUGGAGAAUGUAGCAUCUCAGAAAUAGGUUAAAUACUUGAAAAACAGAUGUAAUGGAGCAGUUCGUGAAGCGAUUUCAUUUUUUCAUAGAAGGAAUGAAAAUAUUGUAUCUUGAUAAGUUGAAAAUGACCAAAACACUAAGUUUACCUGGUGACAUGGUGACUCCAGAAGACCAAAAGGAUGAGGUCUGUGCUAUAGAUGCACCAGAAAAAGAAAGUUAAAAACCCACCCAUAGUUGUCAUGGGGACAGUGGAAAUAGAUUCACAGACAAACACCCCAGGCAAACAAACAAUAGCUGCAGCCACAGUAAAUGAAUGAAUUUAUAACAUGAAACUCUGCACUUGGUCAGAUGUUGACUUUAUUUUUAUUUUUUCAGGAUUGCCAAGCUUUAUUUUAAUGUUUUUGCUCUAAUGUGUUAGGAAUGUAGCAGAUGUAAAGCAUGGAACAGUAGGAGCCAGAGGGGAAGAGAAAGAGAGAAAUCAUCACAAUUGGAAGCAAAUACCGUAUUAUUGUCUCAAGGGGGGUAGCUGUACGUCCACUAAGUCCAGCAUCUAAAAUUAUCUAACUGCACACAAUGGGUGGGCCAUUUGGUCACCUGAACAUAGGAAGUUCUUUUAUACAAGGUCAGGCUAUUUGCCCAUUGAGCUAAGCCUCUUAUUUUGUCUCCUCUGACUGACAGCAGGACUCCAGGCCUUAGGGAGAGGUCUUUCUGAUCCUUUUCAAUAGGAAUAUCAGAGACUGAACCUGAGACCUUCUGUAUGCAAAGGAUGUGCACUACCGCUGGGCUAUGGGAAGGGUCAGCUUGCUAGAGCAAAUGGAACAGAAUUUAUGUCAUCACAGAAACCAUUCCCCAUGUGAAGGAGAAUUGACCUACCUUAUUCCAAGGCUGCCAUUUUCUCAGGGAUCUCCGAGAAGAACUUCCCCUCCUUUCACGCCAAAGUUGUCUGUUACUCAUGCAAUUCUGUUUCAAGCCUUGGUGUUGCAGAGCUAAUCAGCGAAAGCUCUUCCACUUGUAAUGUCUAAUUUUCUCUUGCAUUCAUCUCAGAAUGCUUGAAUCAGCAGUCUUUAGGGCUCAGGAACAACGAGAGCAGAAAAGUGGCAAUUUGCACGGACUGUUGUCACCCUUGAAUGCAUUUUUCUGGUUUGCAGGUGGUGGCUAUUGACGUAGACAUGGCUUUCUUUGAACCGAAAAUGAGAGACAUCCUUGAGCAGAACUGCACAGGCGAUGAAGACUGUAAUUUUUUUGAUUGCUUUUCAAAGUGUGACCUGAGGAGCAGAAAAUGUGGAGCAGAGAGAGCCAAUAACAAUCUCCAAGUGAGUGGCUACGGGCUUAUUUGUCUCCCUUACUGGAUGCAUGUCUUGACUUUAAAAUACCCAUGAAAGUGCAAGUUUAAAAUAAAUGAUGCUGCGAGCGACUGUCACUUAAGGACUUAUUCACACAUGCAUGCACACCACUCGAUGACUGCAGCUCCAAGCAGUAGCUUCCAUGGAUGAACAAGCUUUCACAGAUGUAAUCAACGCAGGCAGAGUUUCUCAUCUUGCCGCAUCAUCACCUCAAGCAGAGUGUGUUCCAGGGAAGAUGAGUGACAUCUAAAGUGGCAGCGUUCCAUGGCUAGUACAGGGUUGCUGCCAAAAAUGGCACCCCCAUGGCAAAUUUUGCUUACUGCCGUAACAUCAAGUGAUACCACAUUGAUGCAGCGUCACUGCUUUGUCAGGAUAGCUAACUUCCAACAGUAGCCAAAGGUGUUACACGGAGGGUAGGAAAUCUCACAUUGUAAUGGCAUUUCAUUACUUGUCAAGUCCUUCUAAGUCCCUUUCACUCGUCAUAGUAAAGCUGGGCAAUAUCUGGUUUUCAGCAUUGUGAUAUAUCGUCUGCUAAGCAUCACGAUAUAACAAUAUAUCACUAUGUCGGAAAUAAGGUCAUACAAUAGUACCUUGGUUCUCAACCUUAAUCCAUUCCAGGAGUCUGUUUAACCCCUGAAACCAUUCGAAAACCAAGGCGUGGCUUCCGAUUGGCUGUGGGAGCUUCCUGCACCCAAGCGGAAGCUGCGUCGGACAUUCGGCUUCCAAAAAACGUUUGCAAACUGAAACACUUCCAGGUUUGCGGCGUUCAGGAACUGAUUUGUUCGGGAGUCAACCCGUUCAAGUUCCAAGGUACCACUGUAACUAUGUAGAGGUGAACAGAAUAAUGCUACUACUUAGGGGUCUAAAACUGAUACAUUUUUACUUACCUUUAACAUAUUGUUAGAACUGUUAUUUUGUAGUACAAAGCAACAGGGGCAGCAGAAAUCAUGAGAGAAGCAAUGACCUGUUUCACGAUUUCCCCCACAUCACAAUAUUUUACAAAGCACCCACAUUGUGAUUCACAAUAUGUGGCCAUGUAAAAUAUUAUGAAACCAUGAUCACGAGGUGGACUUCAAACCAGUUUUGGGCGAUGCAUCAAUACAUCGCCCAGCCCUACAUCAUAGCUCCUGCGUUGCUCUACGCAGAGGGGGGCCCACACUGAGCAGUGGCACCCACAUGAACAACACUACAUGGUAGGGAUGGACCCUUCACACCCUACAUGUGUGAAGGCAUAAUUGCUACCUAGAACCCUGCAUAACUGCGGUUCUGGAUUGCAUGGAAGCCUUUGCACAUAGCAACUGUACAUUCAGAGGCUCCAGAUGUCCACAUUGUUUGUGCAGAUGAUAGAGGGCUUCCUGGUGUUCCUUUGCAAAAUAAUAGGGGAACGAUCGGGAGUGAAGAGGAUUUCAAACAAUCAUGCCAGUGCUGCUUUGGGUGGCAUUCCCAUUGUAGGUGUACCAUGUAGCCCAGCUGUCAGCUGUGAGAUCAAGUGAUGUAUGGACUUGUGUGUAAACUGGUGAAUCCAGCUAUGGAUGCUUUUUUGGAGUGGAAGCAAAUGGGCUCUUCUACCUAUCAUUCUGAAUGAAUUAGAAGCCUUUGUUGUCACUAGAGAUGGACAGCCUUUGUCUGUCUUCUUUUAUUCUUGUUGGCACUCAAUCAUAGGUCAUAGGAAAUAAUAGGAAAUGAAUAUUCCUCAUGAGACCUUCCCACUCAAGGUGGAAAGAUCAGCGGGUGAUGGGGAUGGGAACAUGGGAGGCAGGGAUGGGGUGUGUGUGUGUGUGUGUGUGUGUGUCCACAACACACCUUGUGUCUUCAUGCAUUCCUUAAAUGCCAGGAGAGAGCAUAUACACUCCUUUUGCAAGUAAGAUGACAGAGUGCACUAUAGUUUGCAGUUGGUUUAAUCAACCAGAGAGUGCAGGUUUCCUGCUUCCAAAGAGCCAAAAAAAAUUAGAACUUAUUACUGAACUUAGAUAAAUUAUAUGACUUAACAAUAAUCCAGUCACAUCAGCAAAAUAUAUUUUGCAUGAAGAUAUUAACCUUAAAGUUGGAUGGGACUAAAAGAUCUUGUGUGUGAAUUACUGCUUCUCUCUCUCCCUUUCCACAGGUCAUCUGUGAAAAAAUAUUCCGGCCCUGGUUUUCUCCCAACUUCAUGGGAUCUGCUGUCUCCUUUCCCCUUCAGCUGCAGUUACAGAAGGCAGUGCAGGAUUGUGCAGAAGCCAGCACCAAGGACACUGGCCAUCAUCAGAGCCAUUCUUCACAUUCUCUUUCUGAGUUAUACCAUUUGCUUCGAGCUAGUCAAAAUGAACUUCAGAAAUCCGGUAGCUACCCUCAUCAAAUUCACCAAUGAUUACUAUUCAGGGAAGAAGGACUUUCUGUUUUUUUCUUCUCCAUUCAAUAGAAUUAAUUUCCACUUAAUGACUUCUGACUGUGCUUUUCAAAACUGUGAUUUGAAGAGGUAGCGUGUUUAUUAUUAAUACUCUUUGAAAUGCAAAAUCAUUUUUUAUUGGACUCUGUUUUUGCUUCAUUCCUGAACCCAUGCUGCUUCUUCCCUGCUGUUAUCUUGCAUUAUAUUGUUUAUCCAAAAAGCAGCAGCACCCGUCCAAACUAAUGUCUGACCCAAGGGUGGAACAACAUUUAAAUUUCAGAUGUGCUUUGGAGAUGGGGGGGCGGAGAACAGCUUUGUAAGAUUAAUUCAAGUUUGAAAAUAAAGAGCUGGGGUGGAGUGGUCACCUAAUUAAUGUUUUAUUCAAUAGAGAUUGUGUAGACUAAGAUCUUUGUUAGCAAGAAAGGGAAUAGAUAUUGGAACGAAGGAUAGUUUUCUCGCUGCCUGCCACUCAUUGCUAUUUAAGUCAAAAUAGACUAACAGUGUUAGUGGUUACAAUAAAACUGUUUCACCCAUUGAUUACAAUAAAACAGAAUCAAGGCUACAAAGGUUGGGAUAACAAGGCAGGGGUAAGCUACCCUGUGCCCUCUGUUGGACUACAACCCCCAUCAGCCUCAGCUAGCAUGGCCAGUGGACAAGGAUGAUGGGAGUUGUAGUUAAAUUAAGCACAAAAUUGGCUACCCCUCAUACCUCAUCCCAAGUUCAGCCUGGG
Podarcis lilfordi (Lilford's wall lizard) is the source of this 18879-nucleotide messenger RNA. Lineage: Eukaryota; Metazoa; Chordata; Lepidosauria; Squamata; Lacertidae. The record is from the annotation of a GenBank genome assembly.